UCGACGCAGUUCGGUGGUAGUUUAGUCUCUGCAGCAUGGCUUCUCCUGCUCCAGUCUCACGCUACCUGUAGCUCAGACAGCACCGGGAGCUCACUUUGUCUUUCAUCUGUCAGCGGCAGACAGUAAGAUGCAGCUACGACUGUGCUGACCAGCAGCAGCUCAAACAAGUCACGACACUGGACAGCUGACUGGGCUGCGGCCUGGAAGUGAUUCUGGCUCAGCGUGUGAGUUGGUAACCCAGCCUCAGUGUGCGAUGUGUGGACCUGCCUUGUCCCUGUGUCUGCUGCUCUGGAUGGUGGGAAUGGGAGUUCCCGGGACGCAAGGUCAGGUCACGGCUCCUGCCAGUCUGAGGGCAGAGAUAGGUGAGUCCCUGCUGCUUGGCUGCAACGUCAGCACGGAAACGGGCGGAACCGUCCGGCAAGUGCGCUGGCUCAACAGGCACAACAAGGUCCUGCUGGCGUACCAGCCAAACGUGCCGGUGGUCGUCAGCCAUCAGGAACCCGACGUGCAGCUCACCGCCUCCCACAAUGACGCCAGCUACAUCACCAUCAAGAGGGUGCAGCCUGAUGACGAGGGCUGCUACCGAUGCAUCUUUGAUGUUUACCCUAUUGGCCCGCUGGAAGGCACCACGUGCAUCAGCAUCACUGGCAAAGUGCACCUAGAGGGCAACAAGACGGCCGUGAGCGGGAUGCCGGCCACCCUCUCCUGCUGGUACAACCUCCCCGAGAGGGUGCUUCAGGUGCUGUGGAGGAAGACGGCCGAGCAGGGAGACACCACCACCGUGGCCUCCUUCACCAAGCGCGGCCACCAGAAGACCGAGGAGCAGUACAGGGGUCGGGUUAGCUUGAGCCGGACCCUGGGCGACACCCAACUGACCAUCCAGGCGGUCAAGACGGAGGACGAGGCGUGCUACACCUGCGAGUUCCACACAUACCCAGACGGCAGCAGAAGAGACACCGCCUGCCUGUCUGUUUACGUUUUACCCAAACCAGAGGUGAGUCACGUGACCUCGCCCUCGGGGGUCGCUGAGGCAAACUGCACCGCCCGGUCCCGACCUGCAGCGGAGAUCACGUGGAACAUCGGCGGGGACAACCAAACACUUGGACCGCCCAUUUCAUCCGCCUACGACCAGGGCGACGGCACGACGCUCGUGACUAGCACGCUGUUCUUCCAAUCAGCGCUGCUCAAUGAGCUGUCCGCCAAGUGCUUCGUGCACCACCCGGGUUUGGAGAAACCCCUGACAGUGUCCCUCAACACAAACAUGGGUCCAGCCAUGGUCAUCCUCCUCUCAGUGUGCGGUGUGGUAGCGGUCCUCCUCCUCUGUCUGUGUGUGUGUCUCUGCAAGUGCUUCAUCUGUACUGACGACUGAUUCGGAGGCCCGACGUCGCCGCUGCUUUAAUGAAGGUCCAGCGGCGCUCUGAGCCUGACCUAGCUGCUCAGCACCGUGCCCUCCAGCUCAGCGAGCAGAAGAAGGGAACAGAGCUUUUUACAGAACAGAGCCAACGCUGCUGGUUCUGCUUCCACGAGCUGGGCAUGAAACACAUUUCUUUUGACAUUUACCACAACGUAAACAGAACUAAAACCACAUUAUUUAAUGCUACAUGUUACACUUACAGUAUAAAGUGUAGUGAUGGUUGUGUGUGUGUGUGUGUGUGUGUGUGUGUGUGAGAUCAAUUCUCAGAUGUGAUAAGUUAUAUAUGUAUAUUUUUUCUAUUACCCAAUUAGUGGAGUCAGUGAGACAACCAUUUUUAUAAACUAUUGUAGAAAAGAAGGAUGAUUAAAAGGACGCUGUGCCAAUACUGAGCUAGACUUACAAGUUACAGGAAAGGAGGCUAAAAUCUGACUUUUAGUGAACCAGCCCUGCUGUGACUCAGACUGAAAGGAUGUAUUUGAGUGGGGAAUAAUGAAAGGUUUGUUAUUUAUAGCUGCCGUGUUGCGCGGGACAGAGAAGGGUGGUCGACUUGUAAGCUUCGCUCGGUGGUUAACACUGCCUCAACAAUGAACCCUGCAGCUGUGAAUCACUGUUUGAGUGAGACGGAGUGUGUGUUGUGACAUUGUUGUACAGUAUUUCAUGACUUACAGAGCCGCGCUGUAGGAAACACCAGUGUUACAAUCUAACUUUUUAUGGGCUGUGUAGAGCAUAGUAAGGUUUGUUGAAAAUAUCAUUUUAAUCUCAUUUAUCAGGAAAAAAUAUUUUCUAAUAACAAGUUGUUGGAUGGUUAUUCAGUAAUUACCUGUAUAUAAAGAGGAUUAUAAGGAUUAAAUGUUAAUAAAUGCCUAUAUUGAAGUUAAAAAAA
Molecule: messenger RNA, 2297 nt
Organism: Anarrhichthys ocellatus (wolf-eel)
Lineage: Eukaryota; Metazoa; Chordata; Actinopteri; Perciformes; Anarhichadidae
Product: OX-2 membrane glycoprotein-like
Exons: 8
Coding region: 254-1369 (371 amino acids)
Biological process (GO): negative regulation of neuroinflammatory response; heterotypic cell-cell adhesion
Cellular component (GO): cell surface; neuronal cell body; axon
Molecular function (GO): cell-cell adhesion mediator activity
Source: RefSeq, a predicted model, not a curated record